This is a messenger RNA of Entrophospora sp. SA101, 750 nucleotides long. NCBI's taxonomy places the organism in Eukaryota, Fungi, Glomeromycota, Glomeromycetes, Entrophosporales, Entrophosporaceae. The record is from the annotation of a GenBank genome assembly.
AUGUUUUCUCAUACUAGAAAUUUCGAUUUUGCAGAUAUACCAGACUUAUCUGGCAAAGUUGCGGCGGUAACAGGCGGAAACUCUGGUAUUGGAUACGUUACUUGUAGAGAACUGGCAAGAAAAAAUGCACAUGUAUUUAUUCUAACUCGUAAUAUCGAAAGGGGCACUACAGCUGUUGAAAAGAUUAAACAAGAAACAGAAAAUCAAGACAUAGAAUUUUUACAAUUGGAUCUACAAAGUUUAAAGUCUGUUAAAGAAUGCGCCGAAUCUUUUUUGGCUCGGAAAUUACCGUUACAUAUUUUGGUCAAUAAUGCUGCUAUAGUGGCAACUAAAUUUUCUUUAACUGUUGAUGGAAUUCAAGAUCAAUUUGGAGUUAAUCAUGUCGGACAUUUUUACCUUACAAAAUUACUUUUACCAACACUUGAAGCAUCUGCUCCAUCAAGGAUAGUUAACGUUAGUAGUGAUGGCCAUAAGUUUGCAACUGGAAAUGCAAAUACUGAAUCUGUUGAAAAACUUACAAAUAAUCUUGGUAAAUGGUCGAUUCCAAUUUUUUGGCUUGCAAAAUUUAUAUUUCUUACGCCUGAUGACGGAGCAUUGACCACAUUAUAUUGUGCAACAAGUCCUGAGAUUGAAAAGAAGAAUCUGCGUGGAAAGUUUUUUAUUCCAUUUGGUGUAGAAUCAUCACCAUACAAUAAUGGUGAUGAUGAAGAAUUAGCAAAAAAAUUAUGGCAAUUUACUGAUGAUUUAUAA